ACCUACGAGUCUACAGUCAAUACUUCCUGGAACACCAAAACUGACAAACAGACGGUUCUUCAUCCGCUGCGGGAUCAUCUUCCUCUUGUAUGCCUCAUAUUGCUCUGGAGUGAAGAGUGUGCCUCCGUCAUCGUCACCAACAAUCCUGCAGGUGGCCAUGCAGAAGAAACAACUAGAUCCACCAUGAGGGAAAUUGUGCACCUUCAGGCUGGCCAGUGUGGAAACCAGAUUGGUGCCAAGUUCUGGGAAGUUAUCAGUGAUGAGCACGGCAUUGAUCCAACAGGGACUUACAAUGGUGACUGUGACCUGCAGCUGGACAGGAUCAAUGUUUACUACAAUGAGGCCACAGGGGGUAAAUAUGUUCCUCGGGCCAUCCUUGUGGACUUAGAACCAGGGACCAUGGACUCUGUAAGGUCUGGACCUUAUGGGCAGAUCUUCCGACCAGACAAUUUCGUGUUUGGCCAAACUGGGGCAGGAAACAACUGGGCCAAAGGCCACUACACUGAAGGAGCGGAGUUGGUCGACUCAGUUCUGGACGUGGUUCGCAAAGAGUCCGAAGGCUGCGACUGCCUGCAGGGCUUCCAGCUCACCCACUCUCUUGGUGGAGGAACAGGAUCUGGAAUGGGAACUCUGCUGAUCACCAAGAUCCGUGAAGAGUAUCCUGACCGUAUCAUGAACACCUUCAGUGUCGUGCCUUCCCCGAAGGUGUCAGACACAGUGGUUGAGCCUUACAAUGCAACUCUGUCAGUCCACCAGCUUGUGGAGAACACAGAUGAAACAUACUGCAUAGACAAUGAAGCUCUGUAUGACAUCUGCUUCAGAACACUCAAAUUGACCACACCAACAUACGGUGACCUUAACCACCUGGUGUCUGCCACCAUGAGUGGCGUCACCACCUGCCUGCGUUUUCCUGGUCAGCUCAACGCCGACCUACGCAAGCUGGCUGUCAACAUGGUGCCAUUCCCUCGACUGCAUUUUUUCAUGCCUGGCUUUGCCCCGCUGACCAGCAGAGGCAGCCAGCAGUACCGAGCACUGACGGUACCAGAGCUCACGCAGCAAAUGUUCGACUCCAAGAACAUGAUGGCUGCCUGUGACCCACGUCGUGGUCGCUAUCUGACAGUGGCUGCCGUGUUCCGCGGCCGCAUGUCCAUGAAGGAGGUGGAUGAGCAGAUGCUCAAUGUCCAGAACAAAAACAGCAGUUACUUUGUUGAAUGGAUUCCCAACAAUGUUAAAACUGCUGUCUGUGACAUACCUCCCCGCGGCCUCAAGAUGGCAGUCACAUUUGUUGGCAACAGCACGGCCAUUCAGGAGCUGUUCAAGCGCAUCUCUGAGCAGUUCACCUCUAUGUUCCGGCGUAAGGCCUUCUUGCAUUGGUACACAGGUGAAGGCAUGGACGAGAUGGAGUUCACUGAGGCUGAAAGCAACAUGAACGAUCUUGUCUCGGAGUACCAGCAGUACCAGGACGCCAGUGCUGAGGAAGAAGGAGAAUUUGAUGAAGGUGAAGAAGAGGGAUGAAUAAGCAAGUCAGGAUUUUGACCUGUUCAUCCAUCAGUCUGUCCAUUUUAGUUUCUGUAAAUCUAUUUAGCGCAGGCAAAGGUCAAUGGCUGAAAUGACUACUGUUAUCAGUCUGCAAAUUUAGCAUGUAAUUCUGCUGCCUCCAUGGUUUCCUCCGGGAACUCCGGUUUGCCUGCUCGUAAAAAAAAAUCAGUAUUGUACAUAUGUGGACUCCAGAAUUAGGAACGUGUUUUUUUGAGAAGCUUUAUAUGCAAUACAAAAUAAUUAUAGGAAGGAUGAGCAUCAACAUGAAGCCAGAGUGAAUGACCUAUACUGUAAAAUGUACAUCAUAAUGAUAAUGAACAUUAAAACUGUUAAAUG
Molecule: messenger RNA, 1875 nt
Organism: Synchiropus splendidus (mandarinfish)
Lineage: Eukaryota; Metazoa; Chordata; Actinopteri; Syngnathiformes; Callionymidae
Product: tubulin beta-4 chain-like
Exons: 6
Coding region: 184-1515 (443 amino acids)
Biological process (GO): microtubule cytoskeleton organization; mitotic cell cycle
Cellular component (GO): microtubule; cytoplasm
Molecular function (GO): structural constituent of cytoskeleton; GTP binding; GTPase activity
Source: RefSeq, a predicted model, not a curated record